Pocillopora meandrina is the source of this 834-nucleotide messenger RNA. The record is from the annotation of a GenBank genome assembly. NCBI's taxonomy places the organism in Eukaryota, Metazoa, Cnidaria, Anthozoa, Scleractinia, Pocilloporidae.
AUGACCCCAAACGAAGGGGAAAGCCAAAUAGACCUUGUGACUUGCACCACGCAGUUGACAUGCAGUAUUCGUCAAUGGUCUGUAAAACGCCAAGAAACGAUUGAAACAUUGCGAAGCCUGGCAGAUGAACUUAUGGAACAUUACAAGAAUGUUCACAUUGCCAAGAUCUCGGGCUCAUCAGCAUCAAUCGGAGGCUUUGUUUUAGCCGCUACGGGGUUCGGUCUCGCUGCUGUCAGUCUUGGGACUUCACUGAUUCUAUCUGCGGUUGGAGGAGCGAUCUGCGCCGGCGGAGGCGCUACUGUGGCUGGUUCCAGCAUUGUACAAUCGAAAAUUUUCAAAACAAAGCUCGCGACGGCGCAAGAAAUCAUCGACGCCGAUCGCAAAGCACAGGAACCCGUGCAGAGGCUUUUAGAUGACCUUUGUCGUGAAGUAUCCAAAGAAUCGUUUAGCAGCGUGAAAAAUAGUCUCGCUUGCAAUGUAAGCGUCGCCUUGUUGGUGAAAAACCUCGUCGAUGUGAGUAACGGAAUAAACAUGACCGGCGCUAGUGUGGCAACGACAGUGGCAAGUGAGGGUAUGGAUGGAAUACUCCGAUCUAUAGGUAUAGCUGGAAACACCGCUCGGAUUGGAAUAUUCGCAGUGAGCAUUGCACUUCUCCCUUUGGACAUUUACACUAUGGUAACUUCCUUUACGGAGAUUGACUCCGUUCGAAAAGGAAAGAAAGAGAAGGAGCCAGAGGCGGUUAAAAAGUUAAGACAGCUGGCAGAUGAUUUGGAGAAGGAAAUGAACGAGAUACUUCAAGCUGUCGAAGAAUUCCAGCGAAAAAAACCUCUAUGA